Molecule: messenger RNA, 767 nt
Organism: Drosophila melanogaster (fruit fly)
Lineage: Eukaryota; Metazoa; Arthropoda; Insecta; Diptera; Drosophilidae
Gene: Dso1
Product: Daisho1
Exons: 2
Coding region: 65-193 (42 amino acids)
Cellular component (GO): extracellular region
Source: RefSeq, marked reviewed
GCAUCAGUAACUCAGCAUCAGUACUACCAAGCCAACCAACAACCACCAAACCUCAGAAAUCAACAUGAAGUUCUUCCAAGCCGCCGCCCUUCUCUUGGCCAUGUUCGCUGCCCUCGCCAACGCCGAGCCCGUUCCCCAACCUGGAACCGUGCUCAUCCAGACCGACAACACCCAGUACAUUCGUACUGGUUAGGAUUAGAGAACCAUGUUGACCCAACAUUUGACAUUUGCCUAUCCAUUUGGACUUUUGAAUAAAAAUUUUAAAAUUACCUAAACUCAUUUUUAUUAUUUAAUAUAUGAUUAAUAUUGUAAUUUUAAAAUGUAUGAAAUUCUAGUGAACAGAGUACAAAAGUCAAAAGUACAAAAAGUCACUUCAAAGUCAGUGCAAAUUUCGUCAUUAAAAAACAUUUAUAAAAAUAUUCAUAAAUCAAGUUAUCUAUUUUAACUUUGAUGAUCAAAAUAUGAGGCAUUUUAGCCCGUGCAAUAUUUAGUAGUAAUCAAAAGUGUGCAAACAACAAAAUUUAUAAAGUCAAGAACCUUUUCAAGCUACUUAUAAAACACUUCUCUCUGUUUUGGCAUUUUUUUUAAAUAUAUUUAUAUGCCAGCUGCUCUAAAAUUACUAAAAUAUGCACAUGUAUAUAACAUGUAUUUAUUUGUAGAGUGUUUAAACUUUCUGAUUGCUUUUCGUAAACAAUUUUAGUUAGUGGUUGUCACGUGCCAAUAACUGGAAAUUAUCGUAAGAAUAAACAAGUUGUAAGCUCUUCUUG